Molecule: messenger RNA, 803 nt
Organism: Frankliniella occidentalis (western flower thrips)
Lineage: Eukaryota; Metazoa; Arthropoda; Insecta; Thysanoptera; Thripidae
Exons: 5
Coding region: 312-803 (163 amino acids)
Source: RefSeq, a predicted model, not a curated record
UUCAGCUCCAGCCAGAGCACGGUGGGCCCCGAGUGGCUGGCUGCCAGCCCCGUCUGCGCGGCGGCGGCGGCGGGCGGGCAGCCAGGCAGGCAGGCGUAGUCCGGCCCGCCUCACUCACUCCGCUCCUCACUCGCUUGCUCCCUCUCUCCCAGUCAACCAGUCCCGCUCCUGCCCCGUCCAGUCCUCCUGCCACUCUCCGGCCCGUUUCGUCCUCACCCGUCCCGCCGGCUCCGGCCCCGCGGCCCCGGUCGGUUACGUCGCGCACGUAGUGGACGCUGGUGCCGCGAGCGCGACGCGCCGAGCGCGGCGAUAUGGUGCUUUUCGGGCGCAAGGCCCGGACCGACGUCCGCGAGCUGCUCGCCAGCCAGGAUACAGUGCUUCAGGACGCCAACGGCAGGCCGGUUGAAAACGCCGGAUACCUGGACUCCGUCGACGCCCUGGGGAUCGAGUUGCCGACGCCUGCUCCGGUCGGCGGACACAGCGCGAGGGACGCCAACUCCACGGACACGGACCUCAUCUUCCUGGAGAGCAUAGCAAGGAGAGAGUUCACCGAUCAGGAGAUGGCUACGGCUCUCGAGGUCCUGCUAGACAUCCUCCCUGCCACACCCUCUGCAAUGUCGUUCCUGUCUAUUCUUCAAACACGAUUGCCACAACGUUCCCUGCAGGCACUGCAAGUUCUCAUGGCAAGGGAUUUGAAGCAUUGGGUGUCGCAUGCCCACCUAUCAUUGACUUUGUACGGAUCAAUAGGGAACCUUACUGAAAGCAAGAUUCUAUACCUCCUAGACUACAUGAUGAGCAAAUAA